This is a messenger RNA of Poecilia latipinna (sailfin molly), 6157 nucleotides long. RefSeq names its product WT1 interacting protein (gene wtip). Bases 1813 to 3945 code for a protein of 710 amino acids. NCBI's taxonomy places the organism in Eukaryota, Metazoa, Chordata, Actinopteri, Cyprinodontiformes, Poeciliidae. The transcript is spliced from 8 exons. Gene Ontology annotation, molecular function: transcription corepressor activity. Gene Ontology annotation, biological process: response to hypoxia; negative regulation of hippo signaling; regulation of DNA-templated transcription. Gene Ontology annotation, cellular component: P-body; transcription regulator complex; adherens junction. The record is from RefSeq and is a predicted model, not a curated record.
AUCAGCAGAAAGCCAUUGACAACCUGAGUUUUCACAAAACACUUAGUUAGAAAGUUGAGUGGAAAGAAAAAUGUAGUAAAGGUCCACUAGCAACAGGGAUAAGCUGUUGCUAGUGGAUUGAGAGUACUUUGAGGCAAAUCCUAUUCAGCAGGUUGAGGGAUAUUCAUAAGGCGUUGACGGCAACUGGAGUCAAAGAUUUAAGAACUCCAGACUGAAGUAUCCAGGAAAUGACACAACUGUCACAUUCCUUGUGUUAAGUCACUCCUGAACUACAGGCAAGAUCAGAAGGAUCUUACCUAAGCUGAAGAGAAAAAAUACUGGAGUGUUGCUUAGUGGUCCAAAGUUGUCUUCUCAGCUAAAUUUCAUAUUUCAUUUGGAAACCAGAGGCCCAGAAUCUGGACGAACAAUGGCGAGUCAAAGAAUCCAAGCUGCUUGAGAGCCAGUGUGAAGUUUUCACAGUCAGUGAUGAUUUAGUGAGUCGUGUCAUCAGCUGGUGUAGAUCCAUUCACUUUUAUCAGACCUACCAGGAAAUCUUAGACCAGCUUAUGCUUGGCUUUCCUGACAGACUUUUUGAAAAGGCUGAUUUAAUUCUCCUGCUGGACUUCUCGGUGGACAACACUGGCAAAAAGUACGAAUAUCUCCUUAAAUAGUCACUGUGCUGGACCUAACCCGAACAAACAAUCUGUGGAGUUUUGUUAAAAUGAGAGACAUCUAGCUGAACUAUACAGGCGAGCUGAAGGCCACUUUUAGCAGAAUGGACUUUCUUAAAACCUCAGCAUAACCACAACUUGAUUUCUCCACAGCAUUGAUGAGGUCUUGUAGGGAAAAAAAAGGAGCCCAGACUAAAUGUGUACCAAGAUAUAACAAUCAAAGCUAACAGAAAUAUAAGUUUGAAAUACACAAGUUAAAUAAAAUAAAUCUAAGUUUCACGAUUUGAUUUGGCUUACUGAAAUUAACUUGGUAACGAUUUUCUGAUGCGUUUGAUAUGUGUAGUCUAAUAUAGCGCUAUAAUGUGGCAACAGGCGCUAAAUAAAGAAUUUUUAGCGCAUCCCCCCCCCCGCCAAGAUAAAUCGUGCAAUAGAGAAAUAAAAAGCAGAGCAACUCCUGUUGAUCUCUGUUGAGUGAACGGCAUUUCUGCUGCAGGAGGACUCGGACCAGGUGAAGCAUGCUUUGUGGCGUAUUUCAGUCUGCACAGGAUGAAUGCAGAUGUCCCCGUCUCUCUAAACUAUUCUCUUCAGACUCGGGCAGCCCCUUGCUGAGUUGGUCGCAAUCAUUGUUUCUCUGCAGCAUUAACCACAUUCCAGAGAGGCGCAUCGCAUCCCGUCUCCUUCCCCACAUUCCAGAGAGGCGAACGAGUCCCCCGCGUAAAAACGCCUUUAAAUUCAAUUCCCCCGCUCUCACUGCGCACAUACCGGAAUAAGAAGCAUAUGUGUGGAAUAUGGGAUUAUCCAACACGGUCUAGCUUCCACUGAAGCAGCUGUAAGAGAAAUGUAGAGGAAAAACCAACAAGGAGAAAUUCCUCCGCGCAGCGCGCCAUUGACUGUAAAGACCUUUCAACUUAACAAAAACUGAAGUUGACAAACGCAUCGCUGUCGGCUGAUACUGUGAGAAAGAGUUUGGUUUUCGGCGCUGGGAGGGAAGCGGAAGGGGACGAUGCGGCUUGCGGUGCGGGUUUGCUCCUCGGCCGGCGGUUUUGCGUGAAGGAGCGACGGCUGCGCGGCGGCGUUUUGUUUUGAUUUCCAUGUGAAACACAAUUAGAGCUCCGCGGAGCGCAGCGCACUCUCAACUUGUUUCUCGUCUCUGGAGCGCAACAUGGAGCGUUACGAGGAGGACCUGGGACUCCGGGCCGCUACACUGAUGGAGGACCUUUCCCUGUACGAAGCCUACAAAGACGGGAUGUACAACGCGAGGAGGGACUUGGUGAUAAACCCAGAUUUGGACUUCUCCGCUCCGGCGGUGGCGGGGCUGAAAACCAAGCCGAUGAAUGGUACCUCUGUGCUCCACCAGCAGAAUCACACUUUGGAGAAUUUCACGCCGGGGAAUAAAGUGUACAACGCGGCUCCUGUGCGUCCCGUGAACUGCAGCCGGCCGGUUCCCGUGGAUUUCUGCGCCCCUCAGAGAGACUCUCCGUACAGUGAGGAGGGCUGCUGCACCAAAUCCGAAGUGGCUCUGCCGUGCUACUCUGGCACGUCCGAGAGGCACCGGAGGUACUCCUUAGAGGUGCAGGGCCACAGGUACAGCACCGGCUCCACCUUUGAUGGAGUGCCUCUCAACAAAGCGGUGCCGCUGCCCGGCAACAGGUGCAACAGUGUCUGCAUAACCAGCAGCCACGACGGGAGGUACGGCGCCGCCAGUCCCCGCUCCAGCCUGGCAUCUUCCCUGUCCUCUCAGGAGCAAAGCAAGCAUGCCAGCCCGCGAUCGAGCAUCAGCAGCCCGCGCACCAGCCUGGUGGUACCGGGUCAGAAUAGGUACACCAGCCCCAGGACCAGCUUGGUUCACUGUGAGGGCAACAGCAUCCUCAGCCCUCGAUCCAGCUAUGCAAGCACGGCCAGUGACACGAGCAAACACUCCAGCCCCCGGACCAGCCUCAACAGCUGCGACUGCUGCAGCAAGCCCAGCAGCAACCGAACCAGCGGCAUCAGCAUGGGCUACGACCAGAGGCACAUCAGCCCCAGGUCGAGCACGGCCAGCCAGUACUCCUUCACCACCAGCCCGAGAUCCAGCUACUCUGACUCGCGGUACGGGCCUGUGGUCAACCAUGACCUGGAGGGGUCCAUGAUGCUGCAUGCUGCGCCGCUGGCCAGUCCCCGCUCCAGCAUCUGCAGCCAGGACGGGAGCGCCAGGCCGGGGACCGCGGCGAACUGUGUGGUCAGCCCGCGGUCCAGCAUCUCCAGCCACAGCUCCAGAAGCUCCCGCAGCUCCCGGGGGUCAAUGAGCACCUACCCGGACCUGCAGCUGCCCUCGCCCAGGUCAUCCAUGCUGGGCAGCGGUCUACCCGAGGACGCCUUACUGCAGGAGUACGGAGACUCUAACGGGGCUCAGAUUCGCACCCAUCUGCAGACGGUGUCCGAACCGCAGCCGCAGCUGGCUCAAGCGGGGGGGACGGUGGACAUGAGCGCCGGCUCGCCGUCCUCCUUUAGCUAUGGCGUGUCGUCAAAGACGGCCUCGUCAGGGCAGAGGUAUAAGUUACCUUACCAGGUGACCCCCAGCCGAGAGAAUGGGCCGAGCCAGGCGGAGAAACGGCUGGAGGCGCUCACCUUGGAGCUGGAGAAGGAGUUGGAGAUGCACAUGAAAAAGGAAUACUUUGGUAUCUGUGUGAAAUGUGGGAAGGGAGUGUACGGGGCCAGCCAGGCAUGCCAGGCCAUGGGGAACCUCUACCACACCAACUGCUUCACCUGCUGCUCAUGUGGGAGGAGGCUACGAGGGAAGGCCUUCUACAACGUCAACGGGAAGGUGUACUGUGAGGAGGACUUCCUGUACUCUGGUUUCCAGCAGACAGCAGAGAAGUGCUUUGUGUGUGGUCACCUCAUCAUGGAGAUGAUACUCCAGGCGCUGGGAAAGUCCUACCAUCCGGGCUGCUUCCGCUGCGUUGUGUGUAAAGAAGGGUUAGAUGGAGUGCCUUUCACCGUAGACGUGGAAAACAACAUCUACUGUGUCAAAGACUACCACACGGUUUUUGCGCCGAAGUGUGCUUCGUGCAACCAGCCCAUCCUUCCUGCGCAGGGUUCUGAAGAGACCAUCCGGGUUGUUUCUAUGGACAAGGACUACCAUGUGGAGUGUUACCACUGUGAGGAUUGUGGUCUUCAGCUGAACGAUGAGGAAGGCCACCGCUGUUAUCCACUUGAAGGCCACCUUCUCUGCCACAACUGCCACAUCCAACGACUCCAGUCAAAGCUGCCCGCCCACCCGCCCCCGAACUACCCCCUCCAUGUGACUGAAUUGUAGGAAGGAGACCCAGCUCCACCUUCGAGAUGAUCCAGGACACCAGCAGCGGGGUGAAGAGGGAUGGUCGCCCACUCCUUCAGCAGCCACGGUCAUGAUUCCAGGCGCUGCACCCCCAGCUACAGAAAGGAUCUCCAUUCCUCCCUUUCUCCUUAUCAUUUGGGUGCAUAAUCCAAAACCAGACUCACCCAGAGGGCCCCUACUAAAACCAGCCUUUGACGUUUUCACCUUGUUAAGGAAGCAGUUCCUGGAUUUCUUGUGUUUUGACUGAAGAGCUUCACUGCGGCGCUGUCACAGCUGAGAGAACGAGGAUCCGGCGUUGGCCGGGCCGAAUGGGCAGUGCCUUCAGAGCAUUUUCUCUCUCCGUGCAGCUUUCAACACUGAAACAGAGCCCUGCAAAAGGCUAUGCAAAGGACCUCCAGCAUCAUGACGCAGGGCUGUGAAGAAAAAGAAACGACUCUGCACCGUGUCGUCGACGUCACAGUAGCACCACAAGCCCAGAGAAACCGACUGACAUUCCAAGAAGAUGUCCAAGAUGACACCUUGAGAGAUUCACAAGCAGUGUCUUAAUUAAUGAUUAUAUUAUGGACAGAGAGAAAACUUUAGAUGCACAUAGGUCGUCUUUUUAUAUAUGAAUAUAUAUUUCGCAGACGUUUUCCACAUAAGAUCCUAGAUGUAGAUUGUAUUUUUUUAUGUAUGUGUAUCUGUGAGCGUGACAUAAUUGGAGGUGUAACUGAAGCCUCUGCAGCUUUUGGGUCUGUUGCAUUCUCUCUCUCCUAGAGUCGCUUCAUGCCUGUCAGAGGGUCAGAGAUCCACAGGAAGCAGAUGUGGGUCUUGUAGUUUUUGCAUGCAGUUCUUUUAUUCUAUUUUAAGUACAUAGACACAGUUCAUUUUGUUACAAAUUUGUUAUUUUUAAGCAAAUUUAUCCCUGCCUAGCUGAUGUUUGCAUACUCCAAAUAGUAAUUUUCAACAAACUGUGCAGUGUGCUGCACCUUUCUUUUUAAACUUAAAUCCAGGAACUGACUCAAAACAGCUGUUCCACCCAAAUAUUGAACAAAGAGCUGGACAUUUCCAGAAUUCUUUUUUUUUUUAAAUCAAAUCUAGCGUAGCUGCUUAAAGUUGGAUAAAACAAACUGCAUGCUCACUUAAAAAAUGUUUUUUCCUUCCACAUUUAUUUCCAGACACUCUUAUUUUGUCAUAUAAUCACAUCAUCCAUGACUAUGAGCAAGCUUCACUUGUCCACUAUUGUCCACAUAAGUGUAUCUCAAUACAUUAGAACAUUAUGAAAAUGUAAAUUUAUUUCAGAAAUUUUGUUUAGAUAUGUAACUACUGUUUUAAUUUGGAUAAUGGCUUGUAGCUGAACAAAAUUCAGUUCAAUUAAUAUUUAGCACCGAUUGAAAAAAGAUUUACAUUGUAGAAAUGUCAGACUACUAAGAAGUAUGUGCUUGUAAUGUAUGGUGCAGUAUAUACUCUCAAUACUUGCAUGAAUUAAUGCUUCAAUGAGGAGAGUUGAGGUAUUUUCCUUCCACUUAACUUUCCAGUAAUAUUCUUAGAUAUUGCAGUCAAAAAAAUCACUUUCUCAAAACAUUUUUAUGUUACUUAUGAAAAUUGGAUUUUGGAAACAUAUUAAUGGAAAGUUGAGUGAAAGAAAGAAGUGUGGUUAUUUUGUAAUAACUAUAAUUGGAGUCCCCAAAAUUAUGCCAUUCUUUUUGCAAUUACUCUACAUAUGAGUUUUGGGGGGGGGGGGUUGCAACACUUUUUUUUUUUACUGAAGUAAAUAAACCUUUUAAUGAUAGUCUAAUUUAUUGAGAUGCACUCGUAUGUCCCAUUGUGUUCUGCACAAAGUCUGCUAAUGUGUUAUGUGGGAAGAGGGAAGACUUGAAAGCAUGGAGCUGCUGGUCCCACCCAUGUGCUUUUUUAAGGGAUCCCCACCCACUGUUGCUCGUGUGUGUGUGUUCUCGCAAUCACAUGCACUUGUGUCUGAGUGUGUGUGUGUGUGUGUGUGUGUUUGUGUGUGUAUAUGUGUACUAGUGGCAGGCCCCUGGCACAUGCACCUCACUGUGUUUGCAGGGCAGCGCAGCAACCAGCAGGAUGACCCCGAUUAUCUCUGUUAAAAUCUGAUGAUGACAUUAAUAGAUGCUGGAACCGAUGCAUCCGAUUUUCUCUGUAGCACAUCCGUCACCCAUCUGAGGUUGUGGCUAGAGCGGGGAGGGGG